GAUUAAGUUGUGGCACAUCCAGACAAUGGAAUAUUAUUCAAUGAGCUAUCAAGACAUGGAGGAACCUUAAAAUGCAUAUUGUUAAUGAAAGAAGCUAGCCCCAAAAGGCUAUAUAUACUGUAUGAUUCCAACUACAGGAAAGGCAAAACUAUAAAGAAAAUAAAAAGAACAGCAGGUGUCUUGGGCACGGUGAUAGGUGGAACACAGUGGAUUUUUAGGGCAGUGACACCAUUCUGUAUAAUAUUAUAAUAAUUAAUAAUAUAAUAAUAUAAUGGUGGAUAGAUGGCAGUAUGCAUUUGUCAGCCUGUGGAACUGUGUAAUACAAAGAGUUAACCCUAAUGUAAACUGUGCAUUUUAGUUAGUAAUAAUUUGUCAAUAUUGUUUCAUUAAUUAUAACAAAAGUACCAUACUAAUGCAAUGUUAAUAACAGGAGAAACUUACAAGAGGGGUACCUUUCUGCUCAAUCUUUCUAUGAAGGUAAAACUUCUCUAAAAAAACAAAGUCUACUCAUAAAACUACCAAGUAAAGUUUAAAAAUAGUUUGUAGUUAGAUACAACAGAAUCAUAUCCAAAAGCAAAAAAACAAAAAACAAACAAAAAACCCACCAAAAACAAAACACAAAACAAAAAAACCCCUGUGUAUAACUUUGGUUAAAUAAUCUUCCCCUCCCUUGUAUCUCUAGUUGUUUUUAAAUUUUUUUUCAUUUAUCUUACAUUUUAUCUCAUCAACCUGUAGCUAGUAAUGGGUGGUUAAAAAAAUAAACAGUGAGUUUGGCAAUCUCUGUGGCACACGAACAUUUCCAGCCGUGAGGGGCAGGUAGACAGCAGGAGAACUGCCCACCCUGUGAGCGACAAGUUCUCUUCUUCCUGCCCACAUCAUACCCCCUUUUCCUUUCACCCUAGCUUUAGCUUUAGCUGGGUCCCACCUGGCUUUUGACAGCAGACAGGAACUGAAGGUGAAGGUGGGGCUGGUAACCAGUAUGCUUUUAGCAUUGUGCUAAAUGCUUUAUUUCUGUAUAUCUUUUAAACCUCACAGCAAUUCCCAUUUUGCAGAUGAAGAGAGGAGAUCACAAGAGGAGAGAAGAUCCAUAGCCACACAGUCUGACUGCAAUUGAUCACUAGGUGAACUUGAAUGUGUAUGAGUCUCUGUCCUAACCUGUCCCCGCAACCAGCUGUGGGAUAGGUGGGAUAGGGAGCCAUUUGGAGAGUGCAGCUGUCUGCUUCGGGAAGUGAGGUCUACAGCAACGAGGAGAAUCUUCCAGAGCUGCCUCGCACUGUGACAUGUCUGAGCCCUUGCUCCAGUCCCUGCAACAUGAACAAGGUGGACACUCACUGACCUGUCACAAGGUUGCCCUGCAAAGCUUUGGGGUCCAUGUCUGAAUGGAUUGCUGUAGCCUUCUCAUCUCUCCCUUCGCCCAGUUCCCUGCAUCCUAAGACUCGAAGCCAGCACAGAGCCUGGAAAAAUUACAUGGUGUGAACGGCAUGUCUGUGGAUGAGAAGCCUGACUCCCCCAUGUAUGUGUAUGAGUCCACAGUCCACUGCACCAACAUCCUCCUGGGCCUCAAUGACCAACGGAAAAAGGAUAUUCUCUGUGACGUGACUCUGAUCGUGGAAAGGAAGGAGUUCCGGGCCCACCGGGCUGUGCUGGCCGCAUGCAGUGAAUACUUCUGGCAGGCGCUGGUUGGACAGACGAAAAAUGACUUGGUGGUCAGCUUGCCUGAGGAGGUCACGGCCAGGGGCUUCGGGCCGCUGUUACAGUUUGCCUACACCGCCAAGCUAUUACUCAGCAGAGAAAACAUCCGCGAGGUCAUCCGCUGCGCCGAGUUCCUGCGCAUGCAUAACCUGGAGGACUCCUGCUUCAGCUUCCUGCAGACCCAGCUCCUGAACAGCGAGGAUGGCCUGUUCGUGUGCCGAAAGGACGCUGCGUGCCCCCGCGCGCACGAGGACCGUGAGAACUCCGCGGGGGAGGAGGAGGAGGAAGAGGAGGAGACGAUGGACUUGGACACGGCCAAGGUGGCUUGCCCCAGGGACCAGAUGCUUCCAGACCCCAUCAGCUUUGAGGCCGCUGCCAUCCCAGUAGCAGAGAAGGAAGAAGCUUUGCUGCCCGAGUCCGAUGUGCCGCCUGACAGCAAGGAGAGCUCCGAGAAGGACGCGUUAAGGCAGUACCCCAGAUACAAGAAAUACCAGCUUGCAUGUACCAAGAAUGUCUAUAAUGCAUCAUCACACAGUACCUCAGGUUUUGCAAGCACAUUCAGUGAAGAUAACUCUGGCAACAGCCUCAAGCCGGGGCUUGCCAUGGGGCAGAUUAAAAGUGAGCCGCCCAGUGAAGAGAACGAGGAAGAGAGCAUCGCGCUCUGCCUGUCCGGAGAUGAGCCUGACAUCAAGGACAGAGCGGGGGACGUCGAAAUGGACCGGAAACAGCCCAGCCCUGCCCCCGCCCCCGCCCCCCCUGCCGGGGCCACCUGCCUGGAGAGAUCCGGGAGUGUGUCCUCCCCCUCCUGCUUAAGGUCUCUGUUCAUAACAAAAAGUGUGGAGUUGUCUGGCCUGCCCGGUACCUCUCAGCAGCACUUUGCCAGGAGUUCAGCGUGCCCUUUUGACAAGGGGAUCACUCAGGGUGACCUUAAAACUGACUACACCCCUUUCCCGGGGAGUUACGGACAGCCCCACCUGGGCCAGAAGGACGUGUCCAACUUCACCAUGGGGUCGCCCCUCAAGGGGCCUGGGUUGGAGGCUCUCUGUAAACAGGAAGGAGAGCUGGACCGGAGAAGUGUGAUCUUCUCCUCGAGCGCUUGUGACCAAGUGAGCACUGCGGUGCAUUCAUAUUCUGGGGUAAGCAGUUUGGACAAAGACCUCUCUGAGCCGGUGCCAAAGGGUCUGUGGGUGGGGGCUGGCCAGUCCCUCCCCAGCUCACAGGCCUACUCCCACGGUGGGCUGAUGGCUGACCAUUUGCCAGGAAGGAUACGGCCCAACACUAGCUGCCCGGUGCCAAUCAAAGUCUGUCCUCGCUCACCCCCCUUGGAGACCAGGACCAGGACCUCCAGCUCGUGCUCUUCCUAUUCCUACGCAGAGGACGGGAGUGGGGGCUCACCCUGCAGCCUCCCUCUCUGUGAGUUCUCCUCCUCGCCCUGUUCCCAGGGAGCCAGAUUCCUUGCCACAGAACAUCAGGAACCAGGCCUGAUGGGAGAUGGAAUGUACAACCAAGUCCGACCCCAAAUUAAAUGUGAGCAGUCUUAUGGAACCAACUCCAGCGACGAAUCCGGAUCGUUCUCGGAAGCAGACAGUGAGUCGUGUCCUGUGCAGGACAGGGGCCAGGAGGUCAAACUUCCCUUUCCUGUAGAUCAAAUCACAGAUCUUCCAAGGAAUGAUUUCCAGAUGAUGAUUAAGAUGCACAAGCUAACCUCAGAACAGUUAGAGUUCAUUCACGACGUCCGACGGCGCAGCAAGAACCGCAUCGCGGCCCAGCGCUGCCGCAAGAGGAAACUGGACUGUAUUCAGAAUUUAGAAUGUGAAAUCCGCAAAUUGGUGUGUGAGAAAGAGAAGCUGUUGUCAGAGAGGAACCAGCUGAAAGCCUGCAUGGGGGAGCUGCUGGACAACUUCUCCUGCCUUUCCCAGGAAGUGUGCCGCGACAUCCAGAGCCCCGAGCAGAUCCAGGCCCUGCACCGGUACUGCCCCGUCCUCAGACCCGUGGGCCUCCCCGCAGCCUCCAGUAUUAACCCUGCGCCCUUGAGCGUGGAGCAGAACCUGGCCGCCUCCCAGUGCGCGGUGGGGGAAAGCGCCCCCUGCUGCCUGGAGCCGGGAGCGGCUCCCCCCGGGCCCCCCUGGGUGCCCGGCAACACCUCGGAAAACUGUACUUCCGGGAGGAGGCCGGAAGGCGCUGACCCCGGAACCUUCUCGGAGAGAGGGCCUCCUCUUGAAUCCAGGAGCCAGACGGUGACCGUGGAUUUCUGCCAGGAAAUGACUGAUAAGUGUACGACCGACGAACAGCCCAGGAAAGAUUACACCUAGUGACGCGGCCUGCCUCCCAGUUCUCACGCCUCUCCCACCCAGGUGUUCUCCGGUCAGCCUGUGGUGCUGCUCAUCUGUUGUCUGGAAGAACCGAGAAGGAAUUUGGUGCACACUACAGCGUUCUUAGCAGCAAUACUGUUUCUGAGUAUUCCCUCCUCUCUUCAAGCGGGAGUGAUAUACAGUUCCCUUCACAAUGGUGCUACCCCUUGCUCAGGCGAGGAAAGACGGGCGGUGCUGACGCUGCCUGUCUGUGGGUUAAUUUCAGUCUCAACAGGGAUAGACUAGAACACCUCUAGGACCCAACCACGGAUUUUUUUUCUCAGUGGCCCAUGUCACAAACCCUAUCUCAGGAAUUUCUUCUGAAUGUUCAAUUUUUUUCAUUGAAGACAGCUUCUAUACACAUCAAAGUUUUAUAGCUAGACUGUACAUAUUAUAUAUAAUAUAUAUAUAUAUAAGAUAUAUAUAUAUCCAUAUGCAAAAGUCCUGCAUGCCUCAAUUUUCUCAUCCUAAAACUGGAAAACUUCAUUUCUCAUUUAUAAACAGGUUCCAACAUUCCUCUUCUUUUGUCUCCGAUGCUAGAACUAGUUUGAUAACUGUUAACAUGGUCAUUUUUCUUGCUUCACAGUUCAAUUUCAAUUUGUACUUAUUUAUGGAACAGAAUUCAAUGUUGGAAACUUCUUUUGAGGUUUUAUUUCAGACCCUUUUUUUGUUUGUUUGGUUUGCUUUGGGCACCGUCAGAUGGUGUCAUCUGAGUGUUGUGGGUUGUUUUUUUGUUUUUGUUUUUCUUGCAGAUACUGUACAGUCAUGGUCAACUUUGCCACUUGCACUGAGUUUUGGGUCAAACCUAUUUUCUUAAAUGAAGUUGUUAACUUCGGUAUAACUCGAGUAUACUGUAUAUUCUUUGCUUUUAGUUUAAAAGUAAGACAUUUUAGCUAAUUAAAAAGCACUCAGGUGAUAAUUAUGUAGGAAAAAUAAUCUUGCCAAAUAAUGAAUUCAUCCUAGGAUGUGUAGACAAUAAUCUGCUUGAAUAUUUUUAUAUUUCACCUCCUCCCCACCUUUCCCAGAAGCAAAGUUUAAAUGCAGAGAGUUCAGAGUUGAUGCUGGAUGUUCAGACUCCUAAGUGGGGAGAGAGUUUGGACGUCCACUCAAAAGUGCAUCCAAACAGCAGGAACCCAUGAUUUUGUACCAGAACUCAGCAGGCAUUGGCUCCUAAAAAUCAAGUUAGAACUAUUUUCUCACCCAGGGGGCAAGUCCCAUUCAUUUCAACCCAUCCUCAGGCCCCUGCCUGCCCGUGAAAGUGCAGUGCAGGAGGAAUUUCUUGGAAGGAUUUGUCUGAUCAGCCACCCCACUCCCUUGCCCAGGCCCCAGCUCCCAGGACAUCUCACCUGAGUGGGUUUGAAUCACAGCGCCAGGCGUCCUGGGUUAAUGCAGUUCACCCAGAGUAGGAGAGAGCAGGGCACAUGUAAGCCUGGGGUCUGUCCCUAAUACAGGCAAAAGCAUUUCUUUCUCCCUCCCUUCUCCAAAUGCUUUGAGUUGAAUUCUGAGGUUUUUCUGCUCGUCUCUUGUCCAAAGGCAGAUUUCAUUCUGAGGCUUUGGAUACAGUAUGGCCAAGGAGCCCUCCCUAUCCCCUUCCCCCACCACACACACACCUACCCUCACCUGAUGAUAAUUUUCUUCUCUUGCUGCAAAACUGGUUGGCUUGCAACCCACAGAGAGCAGCUUCCCUUGGCUCUGGGGGCAUGCUGGCCCCUGGCCACGUUUACAGGAAGAUGUGCCCAAGACCCUGCCGCCAGCCUAAGAGGAGGAGGAAUCCGCUCCCUCCCUCCGGUCGGCCCUCCAGCCUGGCUGCAGGUAGAGUCCUGAAAGGUUUGAUGUGGGGAUGGGGUGGUGGGCAGUGGGGACUAGAUGGUUGACUUUGUUUCUUUAUUUGUGCCAUUGUUUGGACAAUAUUAAAGCUGCAUGUAAAAGGGGAAAUUAGUAUAUGACGUAGGCGAAAAGUGAAAUCAUAGUAACAUAUGUUUUAGUAUUAUUAACUCUUUUCUGUACAAAUAUUAGCGCUAAAUGUUUAAAUAUGUAUGAAUGCCAGAAAUUUGUUGGUUCAUGCGGUAGGAUAAAAAAAAAAAAAAGGCUUUUCUUUUAAAAUAGUUCCGCUUUUAAAACCUGCCUCUGGGUUUUUGUUUUUUCUCAUGUGCGUGUGUAUGUAUGUGUGCUAGUCUGAGUCAGAUUUUGGUAAAGCUCAGCGUUGGAGCUGCCAUUUUUAUUAUGGUUGUUGGAAUUUCUUGGCCUAGUGAAACGGUUCUGUGCUUCACCGUGGGGUUUGCCUUUGUGGAAAACUGGUGACAGCUGGAAUUUAAAUUCAAUGUGAAUCAUGUGAUACAUCACAGGUGAUAUACAUCCACAGGUGUUAAUGGUGGAGGAGUCAGCCAACAGUAUUGUUUAACUCUCGUGUUGCCUUUUUUAAGUGACCUCCUCUUCUUUUGAAAAAAGAAUGUUUUCUGCUAGUAUCAUAACCAGGUCCAAACAAGCUCGCUGGCAUGACUUACCCUGGCGACAACUCAUGUGCAACUGGUAGUCUUGACCACAUUCCAUCAGUCUCCCCGCUGUCUGUUUGGUCCGCACACACACACCUGUGCCACGGCCAUUUCCAGGUGGGGAGGGGUCUCCUUAUUUCCCUCCACCCUAACUCAGCCCACAUCCUCCUUCCACCCACCCCCGCCUCGCUUUUCUCCCCCUUCCCCGAUCAAACCCCUACAAUGGGUCUGGUUAAAAACACUGCUUGGAAAACUGUCUUUCCAUUUCUUAGAGAUUUUUAACAGGUUGUUAUGAUUUUGUUCACUAUGUACCAUAAACAGUGACUGGCUUUGUGCAAUUGUCUAUGUGACUCGUCUUGUCUUUUACUACCCUGAACCAUGUGUUCAUCCAAAUUGUUUCUGGGUUGAUUCAAAGGGAGGACUAGUUGGGGACCAGAAUCCAAAUUGCCUCAAGUGGAGUUUUAAGAACCAGCCUGUCUCCUUUCCCUGGGAUCCCUUAGUGAGGCCCAUGUCUUUUAUGAAAAAGAAAAGCAAGUUAAUAGCAAAGAACAGUGUUUGCACAGCAUGGUGGCAUUUAAUUGUGCUUUUAAGGGUCCUUCCUUACAAAAAUAAAGGACCCUGCUGCCAUGGCCUGCUUAGGAGGAUCCCUGCCACAGCCGAGUUGGGUCUCCAAAAACGUAGGCGUGAGCCGUUGGGGCAGGAACGGUGGAGGUGGCCCUGUGGCUGGUUAACAUCCGCCUGGAUCUAGUCCUCCCCUUGGAUCCACCUUUGUUCUACUUGUGUGUCCAGACAACCUCACUUCAUUCAGGUUGGUCAGGCUUUGGGCAGGUGAGUGCUUUGCUGUAUGUGUUUGUUUCUCUGCGUUAUCUGGGGGUGCCUUGAAUAAAAAUCAAACUUCAUUACAUACUGAUUCUGGAACAAAACAGUUGCGAAAACAAAACAAAAGAGCUGUCAAACUUACUAGGCCAUCCUGCUAUUUCUAUUCCGGGUUCCCUACCAAUGACUCAGGCGUCAGAGGUGAUGCUGCAGUAUAAAACAUUAUUUUGUAUAUUGUACAAGUAAUUUAUUAACUGUCUUUCUAAAAGUAUGCUGCUUUUAAGAUGCACUAUGACUUUGGAUUUAAUCCUUGUAUUGCUUUCCUGAGGAAGUAAAAAAAAAAAAAAAAAGGCUAGUGAUUAGAAUGCCAGCUGCCACUUCUCCUUAAAAAGGAGGCCAGGGACCAGCUCUAGGACUUGCAUGAGAGAACCGCCAGACAUCGAGUGGGCACAAUGUGAAGUUCAAAGCUAUUAUCAAGAGGUCUAGGAGCGCCUGGCUGGUUCAGUCAGUAAAGCAUGCGACUCUUGAUCUCGGGGUUGUAAGUUU
This is a messenger RNA of Lynx canadensis (Canada lynx), 7897 nucleotides long. It is a transcript of the gene BACH2, whose product is annotated as BTB domain and CNC homolog 2. Gene Ontology annotation, biological process: regulation of transcription by RNA polymerase II. The coding region runs from base 1482 to 4004 and encodes 840 amino acids. Gene Ontology annotation, molecular function: RNA polymerase II cis-regulatory region sequence-specific DNA binding; DNA-binding transcription factor activity, RNA polymerase II-specific; protein binding. NCBI's taxonomy places the organism in Eukaryota, Metazoa, Chordata, Mammalia, Carnivora, Felidae. The transcript is spliced from 7 exons. The record is from RefSeq and is a predicted model, not a curated record.